ACCAAAAUGCCUCAUCCCUGACCCUCAGUAUACCCAGCCCACAAUAUCACACAACUGUCUUUGCUACACAGUUCCCUACAACAAAGAGGCCUAAACCCAAUAGGCUAAUCUUGAUUACCUGAGCAGGGCCAAUAUGAAGCGGGAAUCAAUUGAGGAGCUCAGAAUCCCACAAACAAACAGUUGCUUUGAAGUUGAGAUUGAACCCAGGAACGGUUGGUUUACACGGCUCAAGGACAAGUAUGACGAAUUAUGGUGGAGGAAUUUGGGUAUGUUUGAUCUCUUUUCUAGCUCCGGAAUCCGACAGUGAUGGAUUUGCUUUGGAUUCGU
Messenger RNA from Linum tenue, 327 nucleotides. NCBI's taxonomy places the organism in Eukaryota, Viridiplantae, Streptophyta, Magnoliopsida, Malpighiales, Linaceae. The record is from the annotation of a GenBank genome assembly.